Vicia faba (fava bean) is the source of this 798-nucleotide messenger RNA. NCBI's taxonomy places the organism in Eukaryota, Viridiplantae, Streptophyta, Magnoliopsida, Fabales, Fabaceae. The record is from the annotation of a GenBank genome assembly.
AUGGAGUCCCUGAAAAUGCAAUUAACGCCAGAAUUUCAGCAAACCCAAUUGCAUUUCAUGAACAAAUUUUGUUCCAAACUCAAACCCACUAUUGAUAUCAGGUCCUUCUGUGCCUCUUCUCUUUCCCAAACCCAGAAUCUGAACAACCCUGAAAUCAUAGUUCCUGUCAGAAAGCGUAGGUCUGUGGCUUCUUCCAAUGAUCAACUCAAGGAGAAUUGGCUGGCUUCAAUCUCUUUCUCUACUCCAGGAAAUACCCAUCUUUUGAAUCAAGACAAAAUUCAGAGCUCCGGAUGGUUCCUUGGAAUCGACCCAGAUGUUUCUGGCGCUGUUGCGUUGUUGAAAAUCCAUGAUUCUGUCUCUUCUGCUCAGGUAUUUGAUUCUCCUCAUGUGCAAUUACUUGUUGGUAAAAGAACAAGAAGACGUUUAAAUGCCAAUUCUAUUGUUCAGUUGGUCCGUAGUUUUGAUGCUCCACCUGGAACCACUGCAUAUAUAGAGCAGUCAAUCCCUUUUCCAAAAGACGGAAAGCAGGGCUGGUGGAGUGGAGGAUUUGGGUACGGGCUGUGGAUUGGGAUCUUAGUUUCUGCAGGAUUUACUGUUGUUCCAGUGCCAUCUUUUACUUGGAAAGCUAAGUUUGAACUCUCUGGAAGCAAGACUGCAAAGGAUGAUAGCAGGAAACUUGCAUCCACAUUAUUUCCAUCACUGAGUUCCUUGUUAAGCAGGAAAAAAGAUCAUGGAAGGGCAGAGGCUUUAUUAAUUGCUGCAUAUGGCAAAGACCAAAACAAAAGCCAUGAACACUGA